CAUGUGCCACAGUGCCUGGCUUCACACUAUUUCUAAAUAGUUGCUUUUUACCUUUUCUUCUCAGGGAUGUCAAUGUUAGCUACUACAGUUGGUCUUUACAUUAUUCCUUUGUGCAAGAGAGCAGUAUCACUGAUAGUCAUGAUGUCUGUCCUUGGCACUUCAAUAGGUAUUCUGGAUACAGGUGGUAACAUCCUCAUUUUGGCUCUUUGGGGGGACAAAGGAGCCCCACACAUGCAGUCAUUACACUUUGGUUUCGCCUUGGGUGCUUUUCUGGCUCCACUUCUGGCUAAAUUGGCACUGGGUACCUCAGUGUCUGCUGAAAACCACACAGAGCCUGCCUUUCAGUCUCCAGCCACCAACGGAUCAUCUGAAGCUGACUCAGCCCCUCUCUUUGGAUUGCCUGAUGACAUGAAUCUAUUCUGGGCUUAUGCUUUUAUAGGUGCUUAUAUUUUCAUAGUGUCUGUCUUCAUUUUUGCUCUGUUUUUUAAGAAAAGCUCAAGGCAGGAAAGAGCAAAAGUAUCUGCUCAGGCAUAUCGAAGAGCUGAAUAUCACAAGACCCUUCUCUGCCUCCUUUUCGUGUUCUUCUUUUUUUAUGUUGGAGCAGAGAUAACUUAUGGCUCCUAUAUUUUCUCCUUUGCCACCACCUAUGCUGGCAUGGAAGAAAGUGAAGCAGCUGGGUUGAACUCCAUCUUCUGGGGGACCUUUGCAGCCUGCAGAGGCCUGGCGAUCUUCUUUGCUGCAUGCCUACAGCCAGGCACCAUGAUUGUGUUGAGCAACAUUGGCAGCCUGGCUUCAUCUUUAUUUCUGGUGCUUUUCAACAAGAAUCCACUCUGUCUCUGGAUUGCCACUUCAGUGUAUGGGGCCUCAAUGGCAACCACGUUUCCCAGCGGUAUUUCCUGGAUUGAGCAGUACACAACCAUAAGUGGGAAAUCAGCAGCCUUUUUGGUAAUUGGUGCAGCCCUGGGAGACAUGGCUAUUCCUGCAAUAAUUGGAGUUGUUGAAGGACAAUAUCCAGACUUGCCUAUUGUUCUGUAUUCCUGUUUAGGGUCAGCGAUAUUCACUGCUGUUAUAUUUCCUGUGCUGUAUAAAUUAGCCACCUUGCCUCUGGAUCGCCAGCGAAAAGCUAACAGAAAGAGUGAGGACAAGAAAGCUGUGCCCUAUAGUUCUAGGCUAUAAAAAUAGAAUGAAGAGGGGGAUGCAUAACAAUGGAAUGAAAUGAAUUUUGAAGUGUUUUGGAAUGAAUGACACAAUGAGUCAUCCUUUAAAAGAGAUGUGGAAAUAUUUUGUUACAGCCCGCAGUCAGUCUCCAAUGUCUUCCAAUCUCUUCAGAUGUGCUAACCUUUGCAUCUUCUGUAAUUAAUACUGGUGAUUCCUCUAUGAAGCACCUUGCCAGAAGUUAGGACAAAAAAGGGGCAAACACUUGGGGAAGAUGGAUUAUUUAUGUACUGCCCUGAAUAAUUACCACUUUUGAAAAAGCCAGCCACAGGACAGCAUUCACAGAUUUUCAACAUGCUCUGGGGACACUGAAAUAGGAUGUCUGUUCCAUUUGUAGCAAAUGCUAAAAAGUUACAAAAUGUUGCAUACUUCCCAGAGUCUUCCAUAAACUACCAAGUAGUAUUUGGUCAGGAGACCAGUGUUUGGCAUAAAGCUGAUUAAGUAAUAUUUUAUGGUCUAUACCUUUCAGAACGUGCCAAGAAGCCAUUUGUUUGAAAACUUGGGUAAUGUCCUAAAAGAGCAAAAUGAGGGAGGAAUGGGUUGGAUUUGCUGUGUAAAUUUCCAUGCAUCCGUAACCCUGGAAAGUUCAGUAGUUUCAUGAAAGAACAUCUUUGGUGGAAUAAAUGCUUUUAUUAAUUGCUUUACCUUACCUGUAGGGUUAGACGAAAGAAUGCUAUGGACUCACUUGAUUUUUGAUUUCCAUGAAGAGAACACAGCAGGGCCCAGGAGACUUGGCUCUACACUGAGAGACUUAACAUAGGUCUUGUCUAUCAUGUCCUGAUCUGUGAUUCGAGAAAUGAAAAUGAAAUGAUUGCCUAAGAAAAUCCAUAAAUUUUAAAGUUCCUACAACACAUCCCCUAAAUUAACCCAUGUGUCAGUCCAUCCUUUGUUUUUAAUGAGAAAUGAAACAAAAAAUUUUAAGUAUAUGCUACCAAUAAUGAGUAGGUUACAAUUUAAUAUACUUAAUUCUAAUAUAUUAUUUGAAUAAAUUUUUUGAAGAAUAACUUUUUGGUGCUGAAUUUAAUUGAUCCUAAGAUAUUCAUUUUUACCACACCUUUAAAAUCUCUGACAUCAGGAUAUACCUUCCAAUCAAUGAUCAUUAAUAUUGUGGCAAAGUUAGUUCCAUGUUCCCCCUAUACAUAUAUAACUAUAUGAUAAUGCUCUAUUUUACAAUCACUAUCUCAGAUUCAGUGAAAUACAGUAAUUCUUUCCAUUAUGGAGAUUAAAGAGUUUUGCAGAGUUUUCUUUUAAAGUGUUUUUGUUUUUGCAUUGCUGGGAAUUAAACUCCUGACCUUAUGCAUGCUAGGCAAGCACUCCACUACUAAGCUAUCCCUGUCCUGAAUUAAAGUUACUUUUAUGUGUUAAUUUUCUCCCCAUUUAUGUUAGGGGGGAUGUGGCAACACUAUUCUGAUUUCAGAAGCUCUUUCGAAGUUGGCUUCAGUAGAGCUGCGCCCAGGGUCUUUCAAGGCCUUUGCCUACCUCAGAAGCUGAGUCUGGGCUAGUUUCAGGAUUGGAUCUUCACUCAUUUUUGAGUAGAAAUCACAUAAUAAGCUCUGCAAACCAGCCAUCGAAUUUAAUUUACAGUGAGGCACAGGGAUUGGACUACUUAUGUCCACUGUGUAGGGCUUCCCCUUUCUGAGUUGGAAGUACCUGAGAAAUGAGAGUAAAGAUGAGAAGGUGGCUUGGUGUCCAGGCAGCCAGAUGAGAAAGGCAUAUCCCCAUGAGCAGGACAAAAUUGGUGUGUCUAUCUUCUGAUAAAUGACUAGAAUUGAUGAGAGAUUUUGGUUACUUCUUUCCAAGUUUUAUGCUAAAUCACAUGUGAUUUCCUUCUGAUUACAGUAUGUUUGUUUUCUUGUAUCCAACUUCUAUAAAUUUGCUUUUAAA
Molecule: messenger RNA, 3099 nt
Organism: Ictidomys tridecemlineatus (thirteen-lined ground squirrel)
Lineage: Eukaryota; Metazoa; Chordata; Mammalia; Rodentia; Sciuridae
Source: RefSeq, a predicted model, not a curated record